AGUCUCUCUCACCUAAAACCGCUAUCACAAAACCACUCCUCUUCCUAACCUUCCCUCCAUCUUUCUCUCUCUUUACGCUUACAGUGAACCCCCAUCGUCACCAUCGUCGUUUUUCUCUAAGCUCCAUCGAUCACUGUUGUUCUAUCUCUCCCUUGCACAAGGUACCUGGAAAUGAAGUCGUUUUGUCGUUUUAUCGUAUGGAGCAUGGAGUUGUAGUCUUUAUCAGAAACGUCUCUCUUAGUUAUCUAUAUCUGUUCUGUGAAGGACAAACAUGGCCUUUCACCACGACCACCUCUCACAAGACCUUCCUCUCCAUCACUUUUCACAACAACAACAGCAGUUACCGGAGAUUUCCAGUACUGCGCCACCACCGAAUUGGCUCAACACCGCUCUCCUCCGCAACCAACCGCAGCAGCCACCACCAUCGCAACAACCUCCAAACUUCUUGGAUACUAACAACUUCCUGAACCUCCACACCACCGCGAAUUCCGACUCCACGCCGUCUCAGUCCUCCAACCAAUGGCUCUCCCGCUCCGCCUCGUCACUCCUUCAUCGCAACCACAGUGACGUCAUCGACGACGUGGCCGCUGUUGCCGCGACAGCCGGCGACUCAAUCAUCGCCAACGCAAUCUCUCACGACUCCGCGGAUUUGAAGAAUAACAUCAACGCCAAGACCAUGAAUCACAAGAGCGACAGCGCGGUGGAGAGUGGCGCCGGAGGCGUUGCAGAAGGAGUGGUAAACUGGCAGAAUGCGAGGAAUAAGGCGGAAAUACUGUCGCAUCCGCUGUACGAGCAACUGCUGUCGGCGCAUGUAGCGUGUCUGCGUAUAGCGACGCCAGUGGAUCAGCUACCGAGGAUCGACGCACAAUUGGCUCAGUCGCAGCAUGUGGUGACCAAGUACUCGGGCUUGGGCGGCGGGGCUCAUGGAAUGGUUGGUGAUGAUAAGGAGCUUGAUCAGUUCAUGACACACUAUGUUCUCUUGCUUUGUUCCUUUAAAGAACAACUGCAACAACAUGUCCGAGUGCAUGCAAUGGAAGCAGUAAUGGCUUGCUGGGAGAUAGAGCAAUCACUACAGAGCUUAACAGGGGUUUCUCCUGGUGAAGGAACGGGUGCAACAAUGUCAGAAGAUGACGAUGACCAAGUGGAUAGUGAUGCUAACAUGUUUGAUGGAAGUUUGGAUGGCGAUAGUAUGGGAUUUGGUCCCCUAAUUCCGACAGAGAGUGAGAGGUCCCUGAUGGAGCGUGUAAGGCAAGAGUUGAAGCAUGAACUAAAACAGGGUUACAAGGAGAAAAUUGUAGACAUCAGGGAGGAGAUUUUGCGCAAGAGAAGAGCAGGGAAACUUCCUGGCGACACCACGUCGGUUCUGAAGGCUUGGUGGCAGUCACAUUCCAAAUGGCCAUAUCCUACUGAAGAGGACAAGGCAAGGCUGGUGCAGGAAACCGGUUUGCAGCUAAAGCAAAUAAACAAUUGGUUUAUCAAUCAGAGAAAGAGAAACUGGCAUAGUAAUCCUUCGACUUCCACCGUCUUGAAGAGCAAACGCAAAAGAAGUAAUGCAGGUGAAAAUAGCAGCAACCGUUUCGUUUAACUGGCCCAAUAAAUCAACAAUUGAUCUCUGCUCCAGGCUUCCAAUCAAGUAAUGAAUCCAACAAACUACAUUCAUGGAAUUGGAACGAAUAGCUUCUGUAAAAGAAGGAUUAACGUAGAAGAUGGAAGGAUGUGAUGAUGAAUCCAAUUUGUGCCAAUUUAGAGGUAUGCUAAGCUCAGAAGACACUUUAGUAUGCAAAUUUAUUAGGGAGUUUCGGAAUUUCAAGUACUUUACUAGUUAUACCGGAUCGGGUAGCGUGGGAUCCAUUUGGCAAAUUAGUGUUUGUUUUGGUUUACCACAUAUAUUUGUGUAAAAUACUGGGGUGGUCAGUGUACAGUGUAAUAAUUUUUGUAUCGUUUCUUCUAGUCAUAUACCAGCGGUUGUAGCCCCUUUUUUCCCCUUC
Tripterygium wilfordii is the source of this 1988-nucleotide messenger RNA. Its product is annotated as homeobox protein knotted-1-like 3. The coding region runs from base 272 to 1585 and encodes 437 amino acids. Gene Ontology annotation, cellular component: nucleus. NCBI's taxonomy places the organism in Eukaryota, Viridiplantae, Streptophyta, Magnoliopsida, Celastrales, Celastraceae. Gene Ontology annotation, molecular function: DNA binding. The record is from RefSeq and is a predicted model, not a curated record. Gene Ontology annotation, biological process: regulation of DNA-templated transcription. The transcript is spliced from 6 exons.